AUGGCUGCUUUCCCGUCUCACUUUCCCGAAGACUUCCAGAAGUUUCUCGUAGCCUCCGCGCCGCCGCUUGUCUAUUACCUCCCGGACUUCAUAACGGAGGAGGAGGAGUCGAUCCUGCUCCGACAGGUUUACCAAGCCCCCAAGACCAAGUGGACGCAGCUCUCCGGCCGCCGCCUGCAGAACUGGGGCGGCCUCCCUCAUCCGAAGGGAAUGAUGGCCGAGAAGAUGCCGGAAUGGCUCCAGACCUACUGCCACAACAUCUCCUCCCUCGGAGCGUUCAGCGGGAAGUGUGCCAACCACGUCCUGGUCAACGAGUACAACCCCGGGGAGGGGAUCAUGCCCCACGAGGACGGCCCGCUGUACCAUCCCACGGUGACCACCAUCUCCCUGGGCUCGCACGCUCUGCUGGACUUCUACGAGCCGCUGGUUCCGGGGGCCGCGGCUCAGAGCCAGGAGAGCCGCUUUGUGCUGUCGCUGCUGCUGAGGCCCCGGAGCCUCCUGAUCCUGCAGCAGGACAUGUACCGCCGCCUGCUGCACGGCAUCCGUGGGCGCCACGACGACACGCUGACGGACACGGUGAAGAACCUGGUGCAAGCCGGAGGGAAACCCGGCGCCAGUCUGAGCCGAGGGACCCGAGUGUCACUCACUGUUCGACACGUGCCCAAAGUGAUGAAGAACAAACUGGUCCUGGGACGAAAGUGA
Molecule: messenger RNA, 702 nt
Organism: Knipowitschia caucasica
Lineage: Eukaryota; Metazoa; Chordata; Actinopteri; Gobiiformes; Gobiidae
Source: the annotation of a GenBank genome assembly